AUGGGGUCUUCCUUGGCUUCUCAUGAUUUAUCAGAUCCACAGCUACAGCGUCUGCUAAGCGAAUACGUUCAUCACAUUACUCCUCAAAAACCACGGUAUAUCGACUUGGAGGGAUUCGAAGAGAUAUUUGGGAUGCUGGUAGCGGAUCCAGAACCCCAUUUCCAAUUCUUUUAUCACGGCAAAAUUGUAUCUGCAGACAUGAAGCCGAAAGAUGAUGCAACUGAUGCACAAAUUUUUACGUGUGAGGCAAGGAGCGUGUUAAUUCAAGAUUUUGCUGCAAGUGUUUCGGAGGUUUUACAACUUGCCGAUCCUAUUUCAAACAGUGUGUUGCAGAGUAUUCAGAAAGCACUAUAUAUUGACGUACCAGAGAAGCUGAUGACAAUGCAGGAAAUAUACAACGUUUGCCUGACGAAUCCUCAAAUUAGUAGAAGUCUGCUUAGUGUUCAUAUGGUGUUUGAAGACUUUUCUUCUACUAUACUCCAUGAGAAGAUGCGUCAACGUGAACAUAAAGGUCACGAUCAGCAAAUGUUUAUGCUUCGUGAAAGGGACAUGACUCGCUUUCAAUUGACCACCCAACAGAUGUUUUUUGAUACACCUCCUCCUGCCUCGUUGUUAUGGGACUUAAAGGUUGGAGAUUAUGGUAACAUUUGUCAUAAUUCCGAGCUUUUGCGAUUGCAAUCAAGUGAAGGUUGUGCUCAAGCACUGUCAAAGAUGGCUCAAUACAAUGCUCAAGGUGUAUUGGUCGUCGAAGUUCCAGAUAAUGUGAGAUCAGAGAAAUGCCAAAUACUUGGGUUUCUGUCUGCUGAAAAAUUUCUUCAUUGUCUUGUUCCUGAUUUACACAUGCCAGCAACUAAAUUGUACGAACAUACUCAAGCACGCGCAGAAAAGACUAUCAUGGAGUUUGGCACAACGCCACUUCGUAACAUUGUAGACUAUUUCAUUUCAGGUCAAUCCUCUUUGCUGGGUAUCGUUCGGGAAGACGAAACAUUUUACAACGUUUUGCUGCGUUUUGCUUGCGGUGAAAGUGUUGUAGCAGUAGCUCAGGAUCGCAAUCCGUUGUCUGAAACUGUACUUGGGUAUCUGACUAUUCAUGACAUGCUUUCAUGGCUUGACGAGGAUUUAGCCCUUUUGAAGGGCAAGGAAUAUUGCGCUGUCGCUAUGUUUCCUCAGGUUUUUCACAAUCCGGCAACGAUUGAUUGUGCGUCCGAUCUCUCAGUAUGUGAGGGGCUUGUCAAAAUGGAAUUGCAAAAGCUUUCAGCUAUAUUAGUGAAGACAAAUGCGACAACGAGUAUACUAAGCGCCGACACAUUUCGCGAUUUGUAUUUUGCAUCUUUUUCUGCAUCAGGCAACGACAGCAAGUCAGGUCCUUUACUUCAAACAGUGGCUAAACAAGCAGCAGCCUUGGUCCCUGCUACUUUUAUUUCUCUUGAUACCUCCAUCGCCGUAGUCAUCCGGGAAAUGAUCGACAAGCGAGCGAGACGCGUGAUUAUUCGGCGCCACGACAAUAUUCUGGUGGGAUCUGUGCGGGCUUCUGAUAUUGUGCUAAUGCUUCUUCAGGAACAACACACGUCACUGUAUUAA
Messenger RNA from Plasmopara halstedii, 1581 nucleotides. Its product is annotated as CBS domain. NCBI's taxonomy places the organism in Eukaryota, Oomycota, Peronosporomycetes, Peronosporales, Peronosporaceae. The coding region runs from base 1 to 1581 and encodes 526 amino acids. The transcript is spliced from 9 exons. The record is from RefSeq and is a predicted model, not a curated record.